AUGAGGAGGUUCUUGCCGGCGGGGGCAGGCGAGCCCUCCUCCUCCUCCUCGUCGGGUCCGCACGGGAAGCACGAGGGCAGCGAGGCCGCCGCUGCUGGAGGCGGUCUGCGCUACGGAGGGGGAGACAUCUCGCUGGGGCGCGGCAACGACCUCCUCCACGGCCAGUUUCGCGGCGGCGGCGGCGGCGGAGGGGAGAUGAAGGACGACGGAGCGGACAUGCUGGCCCGGCACAGCAGCUCGCCGGCGGGGUUCUUCUCCAACCUCAUGGUGGAUGACGGAUAUCAUGGCUCGAGAGGCGCCGGAGUAGCUGGUGGCAGCGGCGGCGGCGGCGGCGGCGAAGCACACCGUAACGCCAGCAGCAGCACGAAGAUGAAGUCCCAGCUGAGCUUCACGGCCGGCGGGCCACAGAUCGCUGCCCACCUCUCGCGUAUCUCCGAGGGCGCCUCUUUAUUCCCGGGCGCCGACGUCGUCCGCACCGCUGCGCACCCGGGCGGCGAGCACCCCGUGUCGCGUUCCUUCUCGGCCAGCGGCAGUAGCGGGGGCUUCUCCAUCGUGGGGCCGUGGGAUGAGUCGAGGGAGAUCAUCGGCACCCUCGACCUCGGCGGUUACGAGUCUCAGUUCAGUGGCAUGGCGAGCUCGUCGUCGCUGGAGCUGGCGGGGAUGGACAAGUACAUGCAGGCGCAGCAGCAGGAGGACCAGGUGGCGUUCAAGGUGCGGGCCAAGCGCGGCUGCGCGACGCACCCAAGGAGCAUUGCCGAGAGGGAGCGGAGGACGAGGAUCAGCGACAAGCUCAGGAAGCUGCAGGACCUAGUGCCCAACAUGGACAAGCAAACGAGCACCUCGGACAUGUUGGACCUCGCGGUGGAGCACAUCAAGGGCCUCCAGAGCCAGCUGCAGGUAUGUCGUCGACGUGCUAGGCGCUGGCUAGGCUACAUCCGUCAAUAUGUUUUGUUAAUCGCACUACCAGUGAUCAUGGAACGUUAA
Molecule: messenger RNA, 984 nt
Organism: Triticum turgidum subsp. durum (durum wheat)
Lineage: Eukaryota; Viridiplantae; Streptophyta; Magnoliopsida; Poales; Poaceae
Source: the annotation of a GenBank genome assembly